GCAAUGAAAAUAAUUUUGAGAGUAUGAUAACUGUAUUUAUGAAAUUUGGAAAGGUUUUGGAAGCAGAGAAGAUGUUCAAAAAAUGGGUAUCUUCAAAGAAACAAGUUAAGUUAAAAAAGCAAGAAGUUUAUCCUCGCGAAAAAGUCAAGUGCCCAAUAUGCUACAAAUGUGUUGUUGACUUCCCUAGACAUUUACGAUCAUCGAACCAUAAAGUAAGUAAAGAAGAUGCUUGUAUUGCUAGAGGAGUUUAUGGAUUAAGAAAAUCAGCUGUUGCAAGUUCAGAAGCUGAAAAAACUGUAAAAUAUGUUUGUCCAAUGUGCAAAGCUGUUGUGAAGCGUAUUCACGACCACUUAUACAAAUCUCCACAUUAUCUUAAAAAUGAACCUGAAAAGUAUAGAGAAAUGCUUCAGAAAAAAAACUAUUUUUGAAAAAGUAAAUCAUAUUACAGUUCCUUUAAAGCACCAGCAAAAUUACAAUUUUCAGCAGUCAUUGGAUUCAAAUGUUUCACUUGAUCAAUUCAAUAUUCAAAAUCCGGAAUCACCAUCUAUUAGUAAUCGUACCAAAUCUAUUGAUGAUGAACCCACUUUUAAAGAUUAUCUUGAAAUCUUUUGCCUUUAUUUAAAAAGUCGAUCCAGAGGUAAUAAAGAUUUAAAA
Molecule: messenger RNA, 654 nt
Organism: Hydra vulgaris (swiftwater hydra)
Lineage: Eukaryota; Metazoa; Cnidaria; Hydrozoa; Anthoathecata; Hydridae
Source: RefSeq, a predicted model, not a curated record